GAUGGUAAAUCUUGCGAAAAUCUUCAUUCCAGUAAGAGAGGAUCUGAGAAAUGUGCUUCGUAAACAAAGAUAUAAGCUGAAGUCCUUCCUCGAACAGACCCUCUUUGUUUACGUGGAAAGUGGCAUGUUUAAUCAAAAUCCUACCUAGAUCUAGUUGGCCCCGUAUCUGUUUACUGUACCACCACAGCUUUCAUCGAGUCGCUCACCCCAGGGGGGCAACUGUCAAGAUUAUUCUAUGUGCUGUCUCUCUCACGAGCUUCCUGUUUCUCUGAAACCGUUUCUUCUCCCUUCCACCUCCCCCCUCCCAAUCUCCUCAGCUCAUCAUUUAGCCUUGAAGAGUGUUUAUGUAGUCUGUAGCAUCAUUUACAACGUAAAUGAAACUCAGGGAAAAGUUCUGUUUUAUCUAGGGUUUUUUUUUCUUUUGCGAGCUAUUUCAUAAAUUAUUUUGUUUUUGUCCUUUGCACAUCCGUUAUAAAAGACUGGACUCCAGUUGACCAGUACACACAAGCACGUGUUGAUGAGCUGAGACCAGACCAUGCGUUCUCUAUCUCUAGAGGCACCCGCUAUACAUGCUUAGCUGCCGUUUUUUCCUCUUUCCUCUCUGACUGUGAGUUGGUGAGCUGAGACUUUGAACCGCGCGCAUUCAUCAAAGUACCGCACCUGGGCGUGAGGCUACAGCAGGACUUUCCUACAAAUUCAAGUACAGACCUUUGCGACUAAAGCAGCCGACUCCUUUCUCACGAUGCGCCCCGCCUUGCUGUCUGGCUGUCUGGUUCUGGCAGCGGCGCUACUACUGUCUGUCGACGCCCUGGUUCUCAAAGUGUCGACAGACCAAGUGGAAGUUGGGAAGACAAAGAACGUCUCCCUGGCAUGCGUGGGCAGUCAGCACCUGUCGGACAUCUCCGAGGUCAUCAUGGUGAGGAUACUGAAGAAAGAUGUCACUGGCUGGACCACAGCGGCGGAGCGUGGGGGCGCCGGGACGGGGGUGACGACCACAGGUGACGAUGACGUGAUCGCCGAGGCCAGUAAAGCCAACAGCUAUCUCCGGCUUACCUGGCCCGUGGCAACCAACGAUACCAUUGGCCAAUACCGCUGCGAUGUCAUUGGUUGGACUUCCCAGAUGAGCGUCAGCUGGCAGAAGAGCCUGCCGAUUUUCAUUUCCAGGAAGAGUAACGUCACCCUACAGGCCCUUAGCCAGGUGGUGGAGGAGAACACGGAGUCCCUGCAGAGACUUGGCUCUCAGACACAGACUAUCAUGGACAAUUUCACGACAUCUGCCGCGCACAGCCGGAGAGAGUGUCUGCGACACACGCGACACAUGCUCCACAAUCUGACGGCGAGACUGAACGCUCUCGAGACCAGAGUGGACAGCAGGUGGGAGAGCCAGCUGCAGUUCACGGCGUGACUGUCGUCUGCGACACUGAGACCGACGGCGGUGGCUGGGUCGUCAUACAGAGACGUGCUUCGCGCGACGUGAGUUUUUUCCGUGGCUGGACAGAUUACAAAUACGGCUUCGGCAACUUCUCCACCAACUUCUGGCUGGGCUUGGAAAAAAUCCACCAACUGACAAACAUGCGGAGACACGAACUGAGGAUAGAUUUCACGUUCAAGGGAAAAGACUACCAUGCCAUCUACGGCAACUUUUCACUUUCCGGAGAAUCGGAUGACUACAAAAUUCAUAUAUCCGGAUUUUCGGGUAAUGUAGAAGACAACAUGGACUUUCACAAUGGCCAGGCGUUUACAACCAAAGACCGAGACAACGAUUCAUCAGAAUCAAGAAACUGCGCCCGGGAGUUUCACGGAGGAUGGUGGUACAACGACUGUCACCGCGUCAACCUCAAUGGGUUGUGGCGCAGUACGGAGUCUUCCAGCGGCAUGAACUGGAAAAGUGUCACCAAAUAUAACGAUUCUGUCUCCUUCAGCGAAAUGAAAAUUCGACCCAAGUGACAACUUCACGACACAAUCAUCGCUCCAUCUUUCGGUUCUUCUCCUUCUCGUGUCAGGUCUGAGGCAGACAUUGACGAUCAUAGCACCCCAAUCCUCCUUGUUGUCUGAUUUCUUGAUCAGUUCGGUUGUUUUGUUGGGGGGGGGGGGGGGG
Molecule: messenger RNA, 2098 nt
Organism: Aplysia californica (California sea hare)
Lineage: Eukaryota; Metazoa; Mollusca; Gastropoda; Aplysiida; Aplysiidae
Product: fibrinogen C domain-containing protein 1
Source: RefSeq, a predicted model, not a curated record